GCACCCCCUCAACCAUUCUUGAGCCAAAAAAGAACCCAAAAGGAUCCCAACAUGGCCGCCCAUAAACAAUCAUCAUUCCUUUUAUUGUCCCUCUUAAUCAUCUCUUUAUGCAAAUCCUCACAGGCUGCUGGGAUUGCCAUAUAUUGGGGCCAAAACUCCAAUGAAGGCUCCUUGGCUGAAACUUGUGCCACAGGGAACUACCAAUAUGUGAACAUAGCUUUCCUAUCCACAUUCGGUAAUGGCCAAACCGCAGUGCUAAACCUAGCUGGGCACUGUAACCCCAGUGCCAAUACUUGUACCCGUUUAAGCUCUGAAAUCAAAGCUUGCCAAGGGCGAGGCAUCAAAGUCCUUCUUUCAAUUGGAGGCGGUGCUGGAAGCUACUCUCUUUCUUCAGCUGAUGACGCAAAGCAAGUUGCAAAUUACCUUUGGAAUACCUAUCUAGGAGGUAAGUCCAAUUCACGUCCACUGGGCGACGCAGUUUUGGAUGGCAUUGAUUUUGACAUCGAGUUGGGUUCAACCCAACACUACGAUGAGCUUGCUAGAUCACUUAAUGGAUUUAGCCAACAAAAAAAGGUGUACUUAGCCGCAGCUCCACAAUGUCCAUCCCCAGAUGCUCAUCUAGAUGCCGCCAUCAAAACCGGUCUGUUUGAUUAUGUUUGGGUUCAAUUCUACAACAACCCUGGAUGUCAAUACUCAGGCAAUGCAAACAACCUUUUGAAUUCGUGGAAAACAUGGACUGCUAUUCAAGCUAAGCAAGUGUUCUUGGGACUACCAGCGGCUACCGCGGCGGCUCCAAGUGGUGGAUUUAUCCCAGCUGAUGUGCUCAAAUCUCAGGUCCUUCCAUCUAUUAAGACUUCUCCCAAGUACGGAGGGGUUAUGGUUUGGAACAAAAAUUUUGAUAAUGGGUAUAGUGCAUCCAUAAAGAGCGCUGUCUAGGUCAUUGCCUAAACUUGCAAACAAUAUGGCAUGCUGAAUAAGCUACUCAUCAAUAGGUUCAAUACCUAUGAACUGUAACAAAUAUCUAUGACAAUAAAGCAUGGUUGCAUGUACUUCAUAAUUU
Messenger RNA from Quercus robur (English oak), 1060 nucleotides. RefSeq names its product acidic endochitinase-like. Gene Ontology annotation, biological process: carbohydrate metabolic process. The record is from RefSeq and is a predicted model, not a curated record. The transcript has a single exon. Gene Ontology annotation, cellular component: extracellular region. Gene Ontology annotation, molecular function: chitinase activity. Lineage: Eukaryota; Viridiplantae; Streptophyta; Magnoliopsida; Fagales; Fagaceae. Bases 52 to 936 code for a protein of 294 amino acids.